Hemicordylus capensis (graceful crag lizard) is the source of this 2954-nucleotide messenger RNA. RefSeq names its product transforming growth factor beta 1 induced transcript 1 (gene TGFB1I1). The coding region runs from base 113 to 1618 and encodes 501 amino acids. The transcript is spliced from 11 exons. The record is from RefSeq and is a predicted model, not a curated record. NCBI's taxonomy places the organism in Eukaryota, Metazoa, Chordata, Lepidosauria, Squamata, Cordylidae.
GGCGGCGGCGGCGGCGCUGCGCUCCGGGAAGGCGCGUCACUGGGGCGGGGGCCGCCCAACAGCCAGCCGCCGGCCCCCGGGUAGUCGGGGACCCAGCCCGCGCCCGCUCGGGAUGGACGAUCUGGAUGCUCUCCUGGCUGAUCUGGAGACGACAACCUCCCAUAUCUCCAAACGUCCCGUUCUGCUCACGGACUCCGGAGGAACCCACCCUAACGGGCUGAACCAAGACAGGACCCCGGACCCCAAGCCUUCACCUCCACCUUACAACCCUCAGCAGCAGACUGGGACUGUAACCAUGCCGGUAGAUCCACUCCCGGCCUCUACCCUGCAGGGUGGAAGUGACAAGGAGCACCUCUAUAGCACCGUCUGCAAGCCCCGCUCACCCAAGCCCAAGGAAGGCGCUCUGCCACCCUUCUCCUCCUCCAGUGGGGUGCUGGGAGCUGGACUCUGUGAACUGGACCGGCUCCUGCAGGAACUCAAUGCAACCCAGUUCAACAUCACAGAUGAAAUAAUGUCCCAGUUCCCAUCCAGCAAAAGUCCUAGUGGGGACAAAAGCAAAGAGAGGCCAGAGGACUCUGCAGAUGGUGGCUCUCUAACCCGGUCGGCAGCAGCCCUACCUGCCAAGCCAUCGGCAACAUCUGCCACUCUGGAGCUGGACAAGCUCAUGGCCUCUCUGUCAGAUUUCCGGGUCCAGAGCAAUCUCCCAGGAGCCACUCCCACCGUCUCGCCACCACCAGCUCCUGCCCGAGUGUCGUCAGCGCAGGUGCCGGUGGUCUCUUCCGUCUGCUCCAGCCCCCCUGCUGCUCCCCCACAGACAUCACCAGCCCAGCCCAGCGGGAAUCUGGAUAGCAUGCUUGUCAUGCUGGAGUCGGAUCUCAGCCGCCAAGGGAUCUCCACCACGGCUAAGGGGCUGUGCGCUUCCUGUCAGAAACCCAUUGCAGGGCAGGUGGUAACAGCACUGGGGAGUACUUGGCACCCAGAGCAUUUUGUCUGUUCCCAUUGCCAGAAGGAGAUGGGGGGCAGCAAUUUCUUUGAGAAGGACGGCGCCCCUUACUGUGAGAGGGAUUACUUCCAGCUCUUCUCUCCCCGUUGUGGCCUCUGCAACGAACCCAUCCUGGAUAAAAUGGUCACCGCCCUGGAUAAGAACUGGCACCCGGAGCACUUCUGCUGCGUCAAGUGUGGGCGGCCCUUUGGGGAGGAAGGCUUCCAUGAGAAGGACGGGAAGCAGUACUGCCGCCAGGACUUCUACGAGCUCUUCUCCACCCGCUGCCAGGGAUGCAAUCAAGCCAUUCUGGAGAACUACAUCUCAGCGCUCAAUGCCCUGUGGCACCCAGAAUGCUUUGUCUGCAGGGAGUGCUACACACCCUUUGUGAACGGCAGUUUCUUUGAGCAUGGGGGCCGCCCGUUCUGCGAGAUCCACUAUCACAAGCAGCGGGGCUCGCUCUGUUCGGGCUGCGAGAAGCCCAUCACUGGCCGCUGCAUCACGGCCAUGGCACGCAAGUUCCACCCGGAGCAUUUUGUCUGUGCCUUCUGCCUCAAGCAGCUCAACAAAGGCACCUUCAAGGAGCAGAAUGACAAGCCCUACUGCCACCCUUGCUUCAUCAAGCUCUUUGGGUGACAAGGAGAUGAUGUCUUGGUCCUGCCGUGACCAAGCCACGCCUAUUACCAGCAUGGGAAAAGGGAGGGCCCCCGAGUCUCAGCCUUGACCAAGCCACACCCACUGCCAUGCAUGGGAGGGGCCUGUGCCUUAUGGGCUCCGCCCCUUGCCACCACACCAUUGCCAAAGCCACGCCUCUCAGUCGAGCCACAUGCAAAAACAAACAAGGUGAGAAGCAGAAGGCAUCUGCUCCUCUCACCUUACUCAGGAGCCCCUCCCAUCACUCCCAGCAGCAUAUAAUUAAUCCCCACCCCAUCACGUGACAUUUUAAGCCACACCCACAUGGCGACACCACUUCAGACAGGAGGCAGUGCCUUAGCCACUUCUGCAAAGCCAGCUGGCUGUGUCAUCCAGAUAGGAUGCGUGGCCUUAAAGAAGCCACACCCCGUGGCCCUUCCCACAGUGCUGUCCAGUUGUAUUAAAUGGGGAGCACCCAAGCCAUUCCCCCUGAAUACAGCUAUUGUAAGCCAUAAAGCCAUGCAGGAGAUGGGAAUGGGAAAAGCAUUCACUUCCCCAGUUUCUUUGGGGUGCUUGACGAUUUCUGCCCCAAUAUAAUUCAUUUGUGGAGAGGUGCAGGGGUUGUAAGCUCCAGAGCUGCCUUAAAGCACUUACGAUUGUGACACUAACAGGGCUCACUAGCAAGAGGGGAGGGAUUUCUUGCCCCACCCUUUUUGGGGGGUCAGAUAUUUAGGGCAGGGAUUCUCAAACAUGGGUCCCCAGAUCGUGUUGGACUACAAAUACCAUCAUCCCCAAUGGCAAGUGGGAUGAUGGGAGUUGUAGUCCAACGGGAUCCAGGAACCCAAGUCCGAGAACCUUGAUGAGCAAAUUUAAAUGGCAACAGCUCUGAUACAACUCCCCCAGGGUUGUGUGAGUGGCUGAUGGGAUCUCCCGGUCUCCUCUUAAGGUCUGGGUUGGUGGUACGGUUGGAGCAGAGCCUCUCUCCGGCAAGGCCUUUGGGUAGGUGAUUGGCUGGUGCUGAGGAAAAGGAGUGGCAUUAUUUCCCCUCACGCUGCGGAUUAAAAAAAAAAGUUGUUUUGCAUCGGAUGGAAACAGUGUAUUAUGUUUUGAUUUGGGGAAAGAUGCGGGAGGGGGAAUAUGCCUGAGCGUGCAGUUCUGAUUGAUCAGGGUCAUUUAUAUCUUACUGCGUAACCCCCCAAAAAGGAAUGGGAGCUUGUAUGACAAUGUGACGGAGCGCUAGAGUCCAUGCCUCUCGUCCACCAGAAGCCUAUUCCAGCUUUUUAUCUUCUCACUGCUGUAUAUUAUUAUAUAAUAAAAUUCACACAGAAAAAAAAGAAAA